Messenger RNA from Eurytemora carolleeae, 2121 nucleotides. RefSeq names its product heat shock 70 kDa protein 1. The coding region runs from base 58 to 1992 and encodes 644 amino acids. The record is from RefSeq and is a predicted model, not a curated record. NCBI's taxonomy places the organism in Eukaryota, Metazoa, Arthropoda, Copepoda, Calanoida, Temoridae. The transcript has a single exon. Gene Ontology annotation, molecular function: ATP-dependent protein folding chaperone; ATP hydrolysis activity; misfolded protein binding. Gene Ontology annotation, biological process: cellular response to unfolded protein; protein refolding. Gene Ontology annotation, cellular component: cytoplasm.
AAUCUAAAACUUGCGAAAACAAUACAAGGAAGUUUUACACUACUGCUAGAAUAUAAAAUGGUGAAACACGCUGCUAUUGGAAUUGAUCUUGGUACUACCUACUCCUGUGUAGGAGUUUUCCAACAUGGAAAGGUGGAAAUCAUCGCUAAUGAUCAGGGGAACAGAACCACUCCUAGCUAUGUUGCAUUUACUGACACUGAGAGGUUGAUCGGUGAUGCUGCUAAGAACCAGGUUGCCAUGAACCCUAACAAUACCAUCUUUGAUGCCAAGAGGUUGAUUGGCAGGAAGUUUGAUGAUGACACUGUUAAAGCUGACUUGAAGCACUGGCCCUUCAAGGUUGUGAACAUUGGAGGUAAGCCUAAGCUUGAGGUGGAGUAUAAGAAUGAGAACAAACAGUUUACCCCUGAGGAAGUGAGCGCUAUGGUCCUGGUGAAGAUGAAGGAGACUGCUGAAGCAUACCUGGGUUAUCAGGUCAAGGAUGCUGUUGUUACUGUUCCAGCAUACUUUAAUGAUUCACAAAGACAAGCAACCAAAGAUGCUGGAGUUAUUGCUGGAUUAAAUAUUACUAGGAUUAUCAAUGAACCCACCGCAGCAGCUAUUGCUUAUGGUUUAGACAAGAAGAGCAGCUCCAAGGGUGAGAAGAAUAUUUUAAUCUUUGAUCUUGGUGGUGGAACCUUUGAUGUUUCCAUCCUUUCAAUAGAUGAUGGAAUAUUUGAAGUUAAAGCUACUGCUGGCGAUACUCAUCUAGGAGGAGAAGACUUUGACAACAGGAUGGUUGAGCACUUUAUCCAGGAGUUCAAGAGAAAGCAUAAGAAGGAUAUUUCUGGAAACAAGAGAGCACUUAGAAGAUUGAGAACUGCUUGUGAAAGAGCUAAGAGAACCUUGAGUUCAGCUGCUCAAGCAAAUAUAGAAAUUGAUUCUCUUGCUGAAGGAAUUGAUUUCUACACAUCGAUCACUAGAGCAAGGUUUGAAGAGCUCUGUUCUGACCUGUUCAAGGGAACCUUGGAACCUGUGGAGAAGGCACUGAGAGACUCCAAGCUUGACAAAUCCUCCAUUGAUGAGAUGGUUCUUGUAGGAGGUAGUACCAGGAUUCCUAAAGUUCAGAAACUCCUUCAGGAUUUCUUUAAUGGUAAGGAGCUAAAUAAAUCGAUCAAUCCUGAUGAAGCUGUUGCAUAUGGAGCAGCUGUGCAAGCUGCUAUUCUGAAUGGAGAUGAGAGCAGUGAAGUUGGAGAUUUGCUGCUUCUUGAUGUUGCUCCUCUGUCCAUGGGUAUUGAAACUGCUGGAGGAGUUAUGACUGCUCUGAUCAAGAGAAAUACAACCAUUCCAACCAAACAGACUCAAAUCUUCACAACAUACAGUGAUAAUCAACCAGCUGUGACAAUACAGGUUUAUGAGGGAGAAAGAACAAUGACCAAGGAUAAUCAUCUCCUGGGUAAGUUUGAUCUGACUGGUAUACCACCAGCACCCCGAGGAACUCCACAGAUUGAGGUUACCUUUGAUGUUGAUGCUAAUGGUAUCCUAAAUGUAUCUGCUGCUGAGAAGGGUAGUGGGAAGCAGGAAAAGAUCACAAUCACCAAUGAUAAGGGAAGGCUGUCCAAGGAGGAGAUAGAAAGGAUGGUCAAUGAUGCUGAAAAGUUCAAGGAUGAAGAUGAAGCACAGAAGGAGAGGGUUGCUGCUAAGAAUGGACUUGAAGCAUACAUAUUUAACAUGAAAGCCUCCUUUGACCAAGAUGAAGUGAAAACCAAGCUCUCUGCAUCAGAUAUCUCUGAUGCUAAGAAUCAACUGGACUCUGCCCUGGCCUGGUUGGAUAGGAAUCAGCUUGGAGAGAAGGAAGAGUACACAGAGAAGCAGAAGGAGCUGGAGAAUAGUCUGAAGAUGAUUGUAUCUAAGCUGUACGGACAGGGGGGUGCAGGAGGAGUAGGAGGAGCUGAUAGUUGUGGAGCUCAAGCAAGACAAGGAGCUAAAGAACCAACUAUAGAGGAAGUAGAUUAAAUUACUGUAUUUAGAGGCAGUCGAUUAAAUUACCAAAUUAUAGAUCUCGCUGUAUAUUACCAAUAAAUUUAUGUGCUAUUAAUGUAUUAUGGAAUUAAAAUUAUUCUAAAUAAAUGUUAAAAAAACUUU